Molecule: messenger RNA, 1909 nt
Organism: Gigantopelta aegis
Lineage: Eukaryota; Metazoa; Mollusca; Gastropoda; Neomphalida; Peltospiridae
Product: A-kinase anchor protein 9-like
Exons: 6
Coding region: 336-1850 (504 amino acids)
Biological process (GO): regulation of apoptotic process
Source: RefSeq, a predicted model, not a curated record
UCCUGUAAGAUUCUAAAUUAAUAUGUCACGUUAAGAGUUUUUAAACGAUAGAUCUAUAUACAUACAAUUUUAUAUACAAAGAUGUAAGUUGUCCUAAAUAAAGACUGUAUAUCAGCUUUAUUUUGCGAACACGAAAGUCUUAAAGGAAUAUCUUCUGUAGCCUAUCAGAAAGAAUAAUAUCAGUGUCGGACUGUGGAGCAAACUUCGAGCUGAUGACUUCGAAGUUCGAUACAGGAUCGCUUUCUCUUUUUUUCAAGAUGAUGGCUUAACUUAAUGAACAGCCUGAUGACGUGGCUAGCAGUGCACUCGUGAAGGGAUAAAUGUUCAGAUAGAAGAUGGAUCAGAAAUACAGAGCGAUACUGGAGAGGAACAGACAGAUUUUAGUGAGCAAUAUCAUUCCUUCAGACGAGUUUCUGGACCAGCUUCUCAAAGAAAAGGUUCUUCCAAUGGGAAUGAUCAGAGAUGUGAAGGAAGGCCAGACGCGGGAAGACAAGAACAAUCGUCUGCUAAAUGCGCUCCAGUUGAGAGCGUCGCACGCAUACAGGCGGUUCAGGAAUGUCCUCCUCGACACGGGGCAUUGCUUCCUCGCCGAUCUGCUCUGGGAUGACGAAACAAACAACAGCAAUCUCUCUGAAGGAUUAUUCACCAAGUUUCCUACAAUAUUUGAGAGAAUUCCGCAAGACGUCAAGAAGAGAUUUCUCCAAUAUUUGGAUUGUAAAGUUCGAGUAAAGAGUCUGCAAUUCUCGUGGGUGAACUCUUCUUCUCGAAGAAUUGAAUCGUUGUAUGCGCGGUCAGAAGAUAUCCGACAAGAAGGACAACUCCGGACCACCAUAGACGACCUUCAGAAAAAGGUUCGAGCGCUGGAACAAGAAAUAAAAAGUAAAGAUGGGAAGAUAAUGUAUCUGUCCAUUGAAGCGAAAAGCCUCGAAAAACAACUUCAGCAAACACGCCAGGAGCACAAGCAGGAACUGGAGAAGCAGAGGAACUUCAACCUGGCGAACAACAGCACCGUGGUGCGGCUGCGCGAGAGACUCGCCAUGUUCAACGGCGAUAUCGUCCGCAUGAACGAGAUGAUUCGAGAGGUCAUCGACGACACGCCAUGCAGCCACGACAGCGAUCCGGACCACGUGAAAGUGUCCACCUUGAAAAACAAUCUGAGCGAAGUCUUGCGAAAUAUCAGAGAUCGUGAAAACACCGUCGCAGUGGACGAGAGGAAGAAAAUACUGCACCUGCUCUGGCAGGGCGGUCCAUACGACGACACGGAUAACAUAUUGGAGGUGGUGAGGACGCAUGUUGAGAGGGAAGCGAAGCAGAGGGUUCGCUUCGUGAAAGAAGUGGAAAAGAUGCAGGAUUCGCUGAAGGGGAAGCCGGCGUCGGGGCGGCACCAGAGCGUCACCGACGGCAUCAGUCUGGACAACCGGUACGUGACCAACAUGCUGGCCACGAUUCGGGUGGAGGUGGAACAUCUGAACAAGAAACUCGCCUGGAAGGACUCGGAGAUCACCAAACUGACGACCGAGUUGGAGGCCCUGAGUCGAAACGGGGCGACAUCACAGGAACCAUCUUUGACGCAGGACCAGAAUUGGGAUCGCUGUUUCGAGAUGCCAGACCACCCUGAAGUAAACGGCGAGAAAUCGGUCAACAUCGACGAACAUUUGCAGCAGCAGCAGCAGCAGCAGCAGCAGAUUCGUUACAACAGCAAUGACACUUUGAUGAAUGUUCGCAAUUCGAGACCACAGCGUUUGAAAGGACAGCAGCUAGGGAAACGGAACAGACAGAAUGUUCCUCUGUCGAAGGCAAAGAGCUUUGACUAUCGCAAUUCGAGUAUGAUGAACAUGGAUAGCAGAUGAAUCUAUCAUAUAAUUUUUUAAUUUUUUGUGUUAUUUAAUAACAUAAAUAUUUGGCGAAC